Molecule: messenger RNA, 795 nt
Organism: Megalops cyprinoides (Indo-Pacific tarpon)
Lineage: Eukaryota; Metazoa; Chordata; Actinopteri; Elopiformes; Megalopidae
Product: ras-related protein Rab-11A
Exons: 5
Coding region: 103-750 (215 amino acids)
Biological process (GO): neurotransmitter receptor transport, endosome to postsynaptic membrane; melanosome transport; exocytosis
Cellular component (GO): axon; postsynaptic recycling endosome; transport vesicle
Molecular function (GO): GTP binding; GTPase activity
Source: RefSeq, a predicted model, not a curated record
CGGAAGCAAGAACAGAUUGUAGUCUGAUCUAGCUAAGGUACUUCAGACAGCCCGUUGCAUUUACUUAAUAGCUAGAUUUUUUUAUCCUGUAUUUAAAGAAAGAUGGGGACGAGGGAUGACGAAUACGAUUACUUGUUUAAAGUGGUGCUGAUCGGAGAUUCAGGCGUGGGAAAGAGUAACCUGUUGUCCCGUUUCACCCGGAAUGAGUUCAACCUGGAGAGCAAGAGCACCAUUGGUGUGGAGUUUGCUACCCGCAGCAUUCAGGUGGAUGGGAAGACAGUGAAGGCUCAGAUUUGGGACACGGCUGGACAGGAGCGCUACAGAGCUAUCACCUCUGCGUACUACCGAGGGGCUGUGGGGGCGCUGCUGGUCUAUGACAUCGCCAAGCACCUGACCUAUGAGAACGUGGAGCGCUGGCUGAAGGAGCUGCGGGAUCACGCCGACAGUAAUAUUGUCAUCAUGCUGGUGGGAAACAAGAGCGACCUGCGUCACCUGAGGGCCGUGCCUACAGAUGAGGCCCGGGCAUUCGCAGAGAAGAACGGUUUGUCUUUCCUUGAGACGUCAGCCUUGGAUUCCACCAACGUGGAGACGGCCUUCCAGACCAUCCUGACGGAAAUCUACCGCAUCGUGUCUCAGAAGCAGAUGUCAGAUCGCAGAGAGAACGACAUGUCUCCUAGCAACAACGUGGUGUCCAUCCAAGUGAAGCCCACUGAGAACAAGCCAAAGAUGCAGUGCUGUCAGAGCCUGUAGCAGCACCCCCACACCUGCAGUGCCCCCCACCUUCCCCCUCCCCCC